This is a messenger RNA of Lipotes vexillifer (Yangtze River dolphin), 1446 nucleotides long. It is a transcript of the gene GGT6, whose product is annotated as gamma-glutamyltransferase 6. Gene Ontology annotation, cellular component: extracellular exosome. The record is from RefSeq and is a predicted model, not a curated record. NCBI's taxonomy places the organism in Eukaryota, Metazoa, Chordata, Mammalia, Artiodactyla, Lipotidae.
AUGGAACCCACAGCAGGGCCUGUGCUCUACCAGAAGCUGCUGGUCUGGGAACCAAGCUUGGAGUCUGAGGAGGAAGAGGGUGAGAUAUCGGAGCAGCUCAUUCCACAUCCCUCGGGGCCCCAGGACUCCUCUGGGAACAAGGCUGGCAGUCUGCCCGGGGCCUGGGCCCAGCUGGUGGCUGCCCUGCUGCCGGUGGCCGUUGGCUUCUCCCUGGCUGUGAGGCAACCGCAGAGCAGUGCCUCUCCAGGAAACUUGGGCUCUGGGGCCCCUCCAGCCAGUGGGCACUCCCACAGGCCUGGCGUGUACCACCGCAGCGGCAUCAUCAGCCCUACAGCCACGUGUUCCCACCUGGGUUGAGAGCUGUUUGUUGCCGGGGGCAACGUCGUGGAUGCUAGAGUUGGAGCAGCUUUGUGUCUGGCGGUGGUGCAUCCUCAUGCCACAGGGCUAGGUGCCAUGUUCUGGGGCCUCUUCCAUAGUAGCUCCUCAGGCAACUCAACCACCCUGGCCCCUGGCCUGGGGCUACCCUCGGCUCUGCCUGCCCUGCAUUUGCUACACACACGCUUUGGCCGCCUACCCUUGCCACACCUGCUGGUAGGCCCCACCAUGCUGGCUCAAGAGGGCUUUCUGGUAGACACAUCCCUGGCCAGGGCUCUGGCAGCCCAGGGCACAAAGGGCCUCUGUCCCCUACUUUGCCACACUGAUGGGACUCCCCUGGGCUCUGGGGCCCGAGCCACCAACCCCAAACUGGCAGCUGUGCUCCACCGGGCUGCACUUGCCCCUGCCCCAAACCUUGUCGGGGAUGCUCUACCGAGUCUGCUGGCCGGAGACCUGGGGCUGGAGGGCCCCUCAGCUAGGCUCAUGCCCACCUUGGAGCCAGCACUGCAGCUACCUGUGCCCCAGGGCAUCCUGUUCACCACCCCCAGCCCCUCAGCUGGCCCAGAACUCCUGGAACUGCUGGAGGCAGCUCUACAGUCCGGGGGGUGCAGCCCUGCCCCCUGCCCAGCACCCCUACAAGCUGCUGUUAGCCCUGGGAGCAGUGUCCUGGCCACCGUGGACAGCAGCAGCUCUAUGCUCCUUCUUACCUCCUCGCUCAACAGUUCCUUCGGCUCUGGACGCCUGUCCCCAAGCGCUGGGGUUGUACUCAGCAACCUGGUGGCCGAGUCUGCAAACAGUGCCUGGGCCUGUCCCCUCAUCCUUCUUGACAGCUCAGAUGACACAGAGGCUGACGUGUUGGGGCUCGUGCCUUCAGGGACCCCUGCAGCUGCCAGAGUCAUGACUCACACACUGCUCAGCCACUUGGCUGGGCCCCAAACCCAGGCCCAGCAAGGGCCAACAGAGAGCCCUGGAGCUUGUGGCCAAGGGACCCUGCUUCAGGUGGCAGCCCACGAAGAGCACGCCCAUGUCUCCAGUGUCCCCAGUGGCUGCUGCUCCUUUCAGGGGUUUUAA